AAUCGAUUGAAAGGGUUGCUUGAUUGUUUGAUUUCUCCCCUUCAGUCAGCUUUUGUGCCCGGCAGGAUGAUACAGGACAACAUCCUUGUUGCUCAUGAAGCAUUCCAUUCUCUCAAGCUCAGACGCAAUAAAGGGUGUCCUUACAUGGCUGUCAAACUUGAUAUUCGCAAAGCUUAUGAUAGUUGGAUCAUGCAAUGUGUAACUACUGUUUCUUGUUCUCUUAUUGUGAAUGGCAAAUCCAUGCCUUUGUUUUAUCCAAAAAGGGGGCUACGCCAAGGCGACCCACUUUUACCUUAUCUCUACUUAUUUGUCUCUGAUGUUUUAUCUCGCAUGUUUAAUGAAGCUGAAAGGCAGAGGUACAUUUCCGGCUUUCAAAUCAAAAGGGGAUGUCCGAAAAUAUCUCAUCUACUCUUUGCUGAUGGUACCCUUGUCUUUGGGAAGGCAACAUACCAAGAAGCUGUUCAGAUUUUGGAGAUUUUGAGGCAAUAUGCUGUUGCAUCGGGCCAGCAGGUUAAUUUCUCUAAAUCUGCUAUUAUAUUUAGCAAUAAUACCCCCUUUUGUAGAAGGACAGAGAUUUGUGCCCAGUUCGCAAUCAGAAGCGAUUCUUCAGUCUCCAAGUAUUUAGGCCUACCAACAUCAUGGGGUAGGUCAAAGCAAGCUAGUUUACAAUAUCUGGUAGAUAAAGUAACAGCUAGGUUGCAAGGAUGGAAAAGAGCCCUGCUUUCGCAAGCUGGUCGUGAAGUACUAAUUAAGGCAGUUGUGUUAGCCAUGCCUUCCUAUGCUAUGGCUUGCUUUAAGUUUUCGGUACGAAUUUGCUCUCUCAUCAAUAAAGAGAUUAGAGCAUUUUGGUGGGGUCAACAAGAACAAGAGAAGAGAAUUAGUUGGAUCCCCUGGACUAAAAUGGUCACUAGUAAAUGGCACGGAGGGUUGGGAUUUAAGGAUUUAGAGUGCUUUAAUUUGGCCCUUCUUGCCCGACAAGCAUGGAGAUUAAUUAAUCACCCAAAUGCUUUGUGGGCACAAGUCUUGAAAGCUAUCUAUUUUCCAGAUGUGGACUUUGUUAAUGCUCAGGAGGGAAGUAAUCCAUCUUGGGCAUGGAAAAGCCUACUUAAAGGAAGAAACUUGCUUCAGCAUGGAUUACGAUGGAAUAUUGGAUCAGGGGAGUCGGUUAAUGUGUGGUCUGAUGCAUGGGUUCCUAUGCUCCCAUCCUUUCGCAUUUUAUCUCCUGUUCCUCCUGAUAAGGAGAAUUUGAAAGUGAGUAACUUGGUGUCCGCGCGUGGAACUUGGGAUACUAGGAAAUUAAAUGCUUUAUUUCAACCAUAUGAAGUGAAUGGAAUUCUUAAGAUCCCUUUGGCAGCUUCAUGUGAUACUAUUGUGUGGCAUUACACUAAGAGUGGGGAUUUCUCUGUUAAAACUGCUUACUUUGUUGCUGCCUCUCUUUCCAUGGCUACACAGCCAUCUGCUUCUAGGCCUUCAGCCUUUUGGAAGAGCAUUUGGAAGUUAAGAGUUCCUCCUAAGGUUCAGCUAUUCAUAUGGCGAACUUGUCACAAUGCUCUCCCUUCUCAAGUAAACUUAUAUCGUAGAGGAGUUGUGGAGUCUCCUCUUUGCUCUAGUUGCCAGGCUAAGGACGAAAACAUCCCCCAUUUGUUGUUUUUCUGCCCUCAUGCAAAAGCCUCCUGGUUUAUUUCUAAUCUGGGUUUUAUACCAGAUGAAAAUUCACUUUCUGACUUUGGCGAUUGGUGGGCACUGCUUUGCAGCAACUUUAAAAAUGAUGAAAGGCUUAUUUUGGAAAGAGUGGCCACUUUGUGUUGGCAAAUUUGGUGUGCCCGAAAUAAGAGAAUUUUCGAGCAAAGUCAAGAAAGCCCCACUCAAACAGUUUAUAAAGCUAGUGUAUUAUUGCAAGAAUUCCUCUCCGCAAAAGAGCAUGACAGGCUGCAAAUACCAUCCUUAGCUGGAUUGAGAUUAUCAUCUGAUAUAAAAUGGCAAAAACCUUCAGUUGGAUGGUAUAAAUUUAAUUGUGACACUGUUUUUGAUCCACAUAGUCAUCGAGCUGCCAUUGCAGUGGUUUGUCGUAAUGAGCUUGGUCAAUUAAUCUCAGGGUGCUCAUUUGUGAGGCUCGUUUUAUCUCCUGCUGUUGGGGAAGCCUGUGCCUUGCUUUUUGCAAUUUGCUUUGCUCAAUCCUUGAAUAUUAGUCAUGCUGUUUUUGAGCUGCAAAUACCAUCCUUAGCUGGAUUGAGAUUAUCAUCUGAUAUAAAAUGGCAAAAACCUUCAGUUGGAUGGUAUAAAUUUAAUUGUGACACUGCUUUUGAUCCACAUAGUCAUCGAGCUGCCAUUGCGGUGGUUUGUCGUAAUGAGCUUGGUCAAUUAAUCUCAGGGUGCUCAUUUGUGAGGCUUGUUUUAUCUCCUGCUGUUGGGGAAGCCUGUGCCUUGAGAAUUUAACUAACUGUAGUGUUGUUCUUGAUCUAUGGGGUUAUUUAAGUUGUAAUCAAUGCAUGCUCAAUGA
This is a messenger RNA of Rubroshorea leprosula, 2500 nucleotides long. The record is from the annotation of a GenBank genome assembly. NCBI's taxonomy places the organism in Eukaryota, Viridiplantae, Streptophyta, Magnoliopsida, Malvales, Dipterocarpaceae.